This is a messenger RNA of Scaptodrosophila lebanonensis, 915 nucleotides long. Its product is annotated as FGFR1 oncogene partner 2 homolog. NCBI's taxonomy places the organism in Eukaryota, Metazoa, Arthropoda, Insecta, Diptera, Drosophilidae. The record is from RefSeq and is a predicted model, not a curated record. The transcript has a single exon. Bases 26 to 811 code for a protein of 261 amino acids.
CAAACCAAGUCCCAAACCAUUCGAAAUGGACAGUUCGAACAAUUCGGUAAUGUGCCUGAUCAAGCGCGCUGAGAGUUUGUCCGGCGUUUUUGGCGAACUGCUGAAGCAGACAAACGAUCUGCUCGCGGAGAGCCAUCACGUCGACCAGGUGAUGAUCAACUGUUGCAAGUUCCGAGACGAUCAGCUGCUCAAGCAUCUGGUGGAGCACAUAACCGACCAGGAUCAAUUGCAGCUGUUGCGCGAGAACGCCGAACUCAAGAGCACCGUGGACGAGUAUCAGGCCGGUAUCGAGAAGAUCAUGUCCAAGUACAAGGAGCAUUGUAACAGUGACGUGCUCAACGAGACGUACAGUCUACGCGAGAAGUACAUUAAUCAGCUGGAAUCCAUUGUGCGCUGCCAGGACGAGCGCAUUGAGCACAUGGCCAAGGUCAUGAAGAUGUCCGCCGAUCUGGACGAGCGUGAAAGCACAGACAUCCAGCGUACGAUACGCCAGCUGGCCAGCGAGAAUGAGGAAAUGCGGCGCAAGCUCCAGAUCAGCUGCAAUGGUGAUGAGGACGCUUUCAAGCAGAACGCUCCCCAUCGCAGCGAGUGCAGCACACAGAUGGACCUGAUGGAUCUAAGCGACUUUUCCGAUGCGGCUAGUCAGUGCAGCUUCGAUAGCUUCAUGACUUGCCUGUCGUUUGCCGGCAUCGACACUUCUUCUUCCUCCUGCAGCUCGAUAGUCAACGAAAUUGAUGUGAAUCGCUUCAUCGAUGAGGCGCUCCAGCUGGGCGAGCAGGGGGAAAAGGUGCCGCAACCAAAACAAACUUAACCCAACAAAGACUAAUAUCGGUUCUUUAACCUUUUCAUUCAUUCACUUCAGUUUGUUACUAUAUGUUGAUUAAAAUUUGGAGCCAACACACAUGCGACACUCAA